AAGAAGAAGCAGAAGAGCCUCACUGAGUGUUUAUGUUCAGUUUAACGAGUGGAAACUUGUUAAACCUCCGGUAAACAUCCAACUAGAUAACGUUUACACCGCCGGUAACCGGAGCGGACACACCGGGAGAUGAGAAGGCUUUAGGACGAGCUGUAACUUUGGUGAUGUGUAUACCGGCGCUGAUGUAGACGCUCUGAGGGUGACAGUGGGAAAGUCCUCACCCUUCUUCCCCCCCUCUCCCUGAAAGCUGCACAGAUGUUUUCGCUCGGUCAGGAAAACAUCCUCACCUCCCCUGCUUCCACCAAAGGACCAGUCAAAUAUGGAGAGCUCAUUGUGCUGGGGUGUAACGGCUCCCUGCCCAACGGUGACAAGGGGAGGAGAAAGAGUCGCUUCGCUCUGUACCGCAGGAACAAGGCCAGCGGUGUGAAACCCAGCACUGUCCACUCAUGCAGCACACCUCAGGCUUCCAAGGCUGUAAGCAACAAGGAGCAGCACAGUAUUUCAUACACUCUGUCCCGGGUACAGACGGUGGUGGUGGAGUACACCCACGACAGCAACACAGACAUGUUCCAGAUUGGUCGUUCGACAGAGACUCCCAUUGACUUUGUGGUGACAGACACACUGCCCGAUGGUCAGGGCCAUGCUGACGGUCAGACGGUUCAGAGCACCAUCUCCCGUUUCGCCUGCCGCAUCAUCUGCCAAAGAGACCCUCCUUACACGGCACGGAUCUACGCCGCAGGCUUCGACACUUCCAAGAACAUCUUCCUCGGUGAGAAAGCAGCGAAGUGGAGGAUGCAGGACGGUCAGAUGGACGGACUGACCACCAACGGUGUUCUGGUGAUGCACCCGCGCCACGGCUUCAUCCAGGGCUCUAAACCUGGUCUGUGGAGGGAAAUGUCCGUCUGCGGCAACGUCUUCACGCUGCGGGAAACCAGAUCAUCUCAGCAGAGGGGCAAGAUGGUGGAGCCUGAGUCUAACGAGCUGGUGGACGGGUCUCUCGUUGACCUGUGCGGUGCCACGCUGCUGUGGCGGACAGCAGAGGGCCUGGCACACACGCCCACCGUCAAACACCUGGACCUGCUGCGGCAGGAGCUGAACGCCGGGCGGCCGCAGUGUCCCGUGGGCUUCAACACGCUGGCCUUCCCCAGCAUGCGCCGUAAAGACGUCGUGGACGAGAAGCAGCCCUGGGCCUACCUGCGCUGCGGCCACGUGCACGGCUACCACGGCUGGGGGGGCCGCCGCGACCCCGAGGUGGAGGCGGAGUGUCAGGAGAGAGAGUGCCCCAUGUGCCGGACGCGGGGCCCCUACAAGCCGCUGUGGCUGGGUUGCGAGGCGGCCUUCUACGUGGACGCGGAGCCCCCCACCCGCGCCUUCGUCCCCUGCGGUCACGUCUGCUCGGAGAAGACGGCGGCGUACUGGAGUCAGAUCCCGCUGCCGCACGGCACGCACACCUUCCACGCCGCCUGCCCGUUCUGCAUCCAGCCGCUGAGUGGAGAGUCCGGCUGCAUCAGACUCAUCUUUCAAAGCCCGCUGGACUAGAAACCUCUCAGACUUCUUAUCUCAAGCCUUAACCAACAGAAGGGUGAACAGAACUAUAUGCUUUGAGUUUUUUUUCAUAACUUAAUUUUUUAUAACUUAAUUUAACUUAAUUUUGACCAAAAUAAAUGCAUUUAUUGUGUUGAUUCCUGCCCUUUUUUGAAUAUCAUAUAUGUUUCAGGCUUUGUUGUCUGUCCUCCUUUAUAGUGGUGAAAGUUCUUCCCUAGCUGGACAAAACUGUGAUGAUGCCUCACACUUUUUUAUUUAUUCCUUUACCUCUUCAGUAAUGUGUUUUGUAAAUCAAUGCAGAGUUUACCAGCAGUAAUGUCUCACCUUGCCUUAAAGAGCCAUUAACACUAAGACGUGAUCCCCAGUUUGGUUUCAGUCCAGUGUUUUAUUGUCUCACUGUGCUCCAGUUCUUGUUUCUAAAGGCGUUUCUGUGGGAAAUAAGAGUUUUUAAGCAGGAAAAUGUGACACAAACUCAAACUUUUCGUGAUCCAUAACAUAUUUCUGUAUUUGAUCAUUUUCUCUGAAAAAGUGACCUUCCUCUGUAAUGCUGUUGCCUCUUUGAACACAGAAUAACUGUAUUUUAUGAUCUUAAUACCAGCUUUGUAUCAUAACAUAACAGAAAUAUAUUUCUUGGGAAACGUUUUAA
Messenger RNA from Sebastes umbrosus (honeycomb rockfish), 2191 nucleotides. RefSeq names its product E3 ubiquitin-protein ligase pellino homolog 1-like. Bases 256 to 1539 code for a protein of 427 amino acids. Gene Ontology annotation, molecular function: protein binding; ubiquitin protein ligase activity. Gene Ontology annotation, biological process: protein K48-linked ubiquitination; regulation of Toll signaling pathway. The transcript is spliced from 7 exons. The record is from RefSeq and is a predicted model, not a curated record. Lineage: Eukaryota; Metazoa; Chordata; Actinopteri; Perciformes; Sebastidae.